UAUACACCGGUGAGUGUAUAUAAAAGUACUACAUAUACUGCUUACUAACUGUUUAGUUGUUUUUUUUAUUCUCUACUUGUAUCAUGAUGUACUGUUGGCAUGUUGUGUGAUUUGUAUUUCUGUUGUUGCAGUAUGUGUUCAUAUGUUCAUAUCAAAAUAACGCUGAGCUCGUCUCGAUGUGAUGACGUCAUCAGCUGCGCGCGCUCCCGAGUCCUGUCAGGCGAGAUCUGCUUGUCCUCCUUCAGUUCAUAAAUAUAUAUAUAUAUAAAUACUGGAGUUUUCCCAUCAGUCUACAAGUGAAGACGAGCAUCAGAGCAUCAGGGAGAAGUGAAAUCUGAAAGACAGAGUUUAUUGAAGGACAGAGAGAAGAUGAGUGAUCCAGAACCCUGCAGAAUUAAACAGGAAGAGACUGAAGAGCAAACGGAUCUGAUGGAGAACGAGGAGAAACUUUGUCAUGUCAGGAAAUCUUUCACCUGCACUCAGUGUGGAAAGAGUCUGGCGUCUAAACGGAGUCUCUGGGUUCACAUGAGGAUCCACACUGGAGAGAAACCAUUCACAUGUGCUCAGUGUGGGAAGAGUUUCAGAGACUCGUCAUAUCUUAAUCAACACGUGCUGACCCACCGAGAGAAAACACACAAGUGCGAACAAUGCGGCAAAACAUUUUUGAAUGCUUCACAUCUAAAACAUCAUCUUAAAGUGCAUACAAACGAGAAGCCUUAUUCGUGUUCUGAGUGUGGAAAGAGCUUUACAUAUCAGCAAUAUUUAACGCAACAUCUGAAGAUCCACACUGGUGUGAAAGAGUACGUGUGCUUUGAGUGUGAGAAGACUUUUUUUAGAGCUCAGCAAUUGAAACAGCACCAAAGGAUUCACACCGGAGAGAAACCGUACGGGUGUUCACACUGCGACAAGAGCUUCAGUCAGUCAGGAGAUCUGAAAACACAUGAGAAGACUCACACUGGAGAGAUGCUUUACGAGUGUUCACACUGCGACAAGAGAUUUGGUCAUUUAGGAAAUUUGAAAGCACAUGAGAGGAUCCACACUGGAGAGAAACCCUAUCAGUGUUCCCACUGCGACAACAGAUUCAAUCACUUAGGAAGCCUGACAAAACAUGAGAGGAUUCACACUGGAGAGAAACCUUUUAAGUGUUCACACUGCGACAAGAGAUUCAGUCUGUCAGGAAACCUGAAAAGGCAUGAAAAGAUUCACAGUGGAGAGAAACCGUACAAGUGUUCACACUGCGACAAGAGAUUCAUUGAAUUAGGAAGCCUGAAAUCACAUGAGAGGAUUCACACCGGAGAGAAACCGUACGAGUGUUCACACUGCGACAAGAGCUUCACUGAGUUGGGAAGCCUCAAAUCACAUAAAAGGAUUCACACCGGAGAGAAACCUUACGAGUGUUCACACUGCAACAUGAGAUUCAGUCUGUUGGGAAACCUUAAAAAGCACAACAGGAUUCACACCGGAGAGAAACCGUACAAGUGUUCACACUGCGACAAGAGAUUCAGUUUGUUGGCAAACCUGAAUCGACAUGAGAGGAUUCACACUGGAGAGAAACCUUAUAAGUGUUCGCACUGCAACAUGGGAUUCAGUCUGUCAGGAAACCUGAAAAGACACGAGAGGAUUCACUCUGGAGGAAAACCUUACAAGUGAUCACAUUGCAACAAGGGAUUAGGACUUUUAGUCAGCCUGAAACUGUCCUGCUGGAUGUACCUCCAACUUGGUUAAACACACCUACCUGAAAGCUUCUAAUACGAUAAAGCUAAUGAUGGAGAAUGAGGAGAAACUUCUUUCUGUCAGGAAGUGUUUCACCUGCACUCAGUGUGGAAAGAGUUUAACGUCCAACUACAGUCUCAAGCUUCACAUGAUGAUUCACACCGG
Messenger RNA from Danio rerio (zebrafish), 1878 nucleotides. NCBI's taxonomy places the organism in Eukaryota, Metazoa, Chordata, Actinopteri, Cypriniformes, Danionidae. The record is from RefSeq and is a predicted model, not a curated record.